Molecule: messenger RNA, 1396 nt
Organism: Halichondria panicea
Lineage: Eukaryota; Metazoa; Porifera; Demospongiae; Suberitida; Halichondriidae
Product: sphingolipid delta(4)-desaturase DES1-like
Exons: 2
Coding region: 121-1233 (370 amino acids)
Biological process (GO): ceramide biosynthetic process
Cellular component (GO): membrane
Molecular function (GO): sphingolipid delta-4 desaturase activity
Source: RefSeq, a predicted model, not a curated record
UGUGGUGACCUUUCAUGAUCAGUGUAUCAGGCGAUUCUAGGUGUGCUUUUAGUAGGGAGUCUCUAGCUAUCUCUAGCUAUAUCGUAUCUGAAAGGUUUGGAGAACACUGAUUGCUUAAAGAUGGGAGGCCAGGUGUCUAGAAACGACUUUGAAUGGGUGUACACUCAGGAACCUCAUGUUGCCAGGAGAAAGUUAAUCUUAGAUAAAUACCCCGAGAUCAAGAAGCUGAUGGGACCCGACCACGAGUUCAAAUACAUCGCCAUAGCAAUGGUCAUCUUCAAUAUCCUGUCCUGCUAUUUCGUUGGUCACUUAUCGUAUUUCUGGAUCACGGUUCUCGCGUAUUUUCUGGGCGGAGUCGUCAAUCACUCGCUAACACUCGCCAUUCAUGACAUCGCUCACAAUGCAGCGUUUGGAAAUAAGUACCCUCUUGCAAAUCGACUUUUCGGAAUGCUUAUAAACAUUCCAAUUGGCGUGCCGAUGUCCAUCUCGUUCAAAAUCUAUCAUAUAGAGCAUCACAGGUAUCAAGGGAUAGAGGGUUAUGAUGUGGACCUACCCUCUGCCUGGGAAGGACGAUUUUUCACGAACAUCCCAUUGAAAAUUCUCUGGCUCUUUCUACAACCACUUUUCUAUGCGUUUCGUCCGUUUAUAGUACGGCCCAAGCCACCUUCAAAAUUAGAGAUCCUCAAUGUGGUGAUACAGGUAACUGCUGAUGCUCUGAUUUGGUAUUUCUUUGGAUUCAAAUCUCUCUACUACCUUCUGAUAGGCACGUUCCUCAGCCUGGGCCUGCACCCAAUGGCUGCUCACUUUAUUGCUGAGCACUACAUGUUUGACAGAGGCUACGAGACCUACUCUUACUACGGCCCUUGGAACUAUCUCACGUUUAACGUCGGUUAUCACAUGGAGCAUCACGAUUUCCCGUACAUCCCGGGAUCUAGACUGCCUGAAGUUAAGAGAAUUGCCGCCGAGUUUUACGAUUCCUUACCCCAACACGACUCAUGGCUCUCUGUGAUCUAUAUCUAUCUGUUCAAGCCGCAAAUGGGCCCAUUUUCUCGAGUCAAGAGAGACUUCGAGGAUAUAUACGGAAAAAGGAAAGCUGACAAUCCACAUCUUUGUGCUGACAACACUAUGAUCCCUGUGUUCGCUGAAGACCCACCAUUCAAGAAGACAACCACCAAUGGACAUGUUGCUAAUGGUGGUGUGGAAUUGAGUGAAGAGAACAAGAAGAAUGACUGAUUAGUAGACCUUAUUAGUUGCCAUUUUAAUACAUCACUGACUGCACUUAUUAUUAUUUUGGCUUUCCUUUACUGUAUUAAAAUGAUGCACUAGCUGCUUUAUUGUAUACUGUGUACAUGUACAACAUGUUGUGUUGAGAGCCUAAUCAUGAUUAUUGACACAA